CCCCCCUCACUGUGCCCACUCCUCCCAGUGCGACCAGCCCCGACCCCCCUCACUGUGCCCACUCCUCCUGGUGUCACUGCCCCGACCCCCCUCACUGUGCCCACUCCUCCCGGUGACUCUGCCCCGACCCCCCUCACUGUGCCCACUCCUCCUGGUGUCACUGCCCCGACCCCCCUCACUGUGCCCACUCCUCCCGGUGCAACCAGCCCUGACCCCCCUCACUGUGCCCACUCCUCCCGGUGCAACCAGCCCUGACCCCCCUCACUGUGCCCACUCUUCCGAACAUUGCUGCCUGCCCUUAGCCAGUCUUUGUUCUUGCCGCCGUGAGAUGGAGGCCCUUUCCGUGUCUGGGGGAUCUUGCCAUCCAGUGGCUCCUAAACGUUUCGUCGUUCGCGAAGUGGAAUGGCGUCGUGACCAGUAAAGUGGUUGCUGUGUAUGGAACACUGUCGGACCUGCUGUCUGUCGCCAGUAAUAAGCUGAGCAUUAAAGCAGCUCACCUCUACAAUGGGAAGGGUGGUCUCAUCGACGACAUUGCUCUCAUCCGACCCUGAGGGGCAGCAGAAGAACUCUGAGGCCAAAUCGAGCACUUGCACUGACUGGAUAACACUAAACGUUGGAGGACAGUAUUUCACCACUACACGGAGCACUUUAGUGAAUAAGGAGCCGGAGAGUAUGCUUGCUCACAUGUUCUGUGAUAAAGACGCGUGGGGCAACAAGACCGACCACCAGGGGGGCUUCCUCAUCGACCGGAGCCCCGAGUACUUCAUGCCGAUCCUGAACUACCUGCGGCACGGCCAACUCAUCGUUAACAAGGGCCUGAACCUGCUCGGCGUCCUCGAGGAAGCCAAGUUCUUUGGCAUAGACUCGCUAAUUGAACAGUUGGAGUUGUUGAUUAAGAACUCCCUGCCUGCCGAAGACCACUCUCCCAUCUCCCGGAAAGAGUUUGUCCGCUUUCUCCUGGCCACGCCCACCAAGUCGGAGCUCCGUUGCCAGGGCCUGAACUUCCGCGGGACCGAUCUGUCGCGACUGGACCUCCGCUACAUCAACUUUAAGAUGGCGAAUCUCAGCAAUUGUAAUCUCAGCCAUGCCAACCUCUGCAGUUCGAAUCUGGAGAGGGCGGACCUGUCUGGUGCUAUACUCGAUGGUGCUAACCUCCAGGGGGUGAAAAUGCUGUGCUCUAACGCCGAGGGGGCAUCGCUGAAAGGCUGCAACUUUGAAGACCCCUCCGGCCUCAAAGCCAACUUGGAGGGGGCAAACCUGAAGGGAGUGGACAUGGAGGGGAGCCAGAUGACCGGCAUUAACCUGCGGGUGGCCACCCUGAAGAACGCCAAGCUGAAAAACUGUAACCUCCGAGGGGCCACGCUGGCUGGGACGGACCUGGAGAAUUGUGACCUGUCUGGCUGUGACCUGCAGGAGGCGAACUUGCGAGGGUCCAACGUGAAAGGUGCCAUCUUUGAAGAGAUGCUCACCCCUUUGCACAUGUCUCAGAGCGUCAGAUAGAUGGGAGAGGAGGAGAGGGAGGUGGUGAGGGAUGGAGAAACAAAACCCUCACCUCCCUCUCCCUCCCUCCCACCGGCUCCCCCUUCCUUUGGGGACGGACCCCCACUCCUGCCCACAGACUCACUUCGAUCCACCUGGAACCCGCAGCGCUCAGCAGCCAUUGAGCUUCAAGGAAUGGCUUUAUCACCCAGCUGCCACCUCCCUAACACCACUUCCUCCCCACAAACACACUCACUCGUGCUCCCUCUGUCUCUCUCCCUCUGUCUCUCUCCCUCUGUCUCUCUCCCUCUGUCUCUCUCCCUCUGUCUCUCUCCCUCUGUCUCUCUCCCUCUGUCUCUCUCCCUCUGUCGCGCUCUGUCUCUCUCACGCGCGCCCCCACUCGCCCUCUCUCGGGCACGCGCGCACCCCCACUCUGGCACAAUCCUGUCCCCUCCAGCCUUGGCUUGGAUACACCACGUAUAUGUUUGACCCAGCCUCCCUCCCACUUGCUCUGCAUCGUCUUAAAUAUAUAAAUGCACAUAUAUCUAUACCCACACACAGAAGAAGUUAGGUCUGGGUUCACCAGUGCGGGAACAAAGCCCAAACAACGGUGACAGACUCGAGAUGCCCCACAGCCCCCCGGCAUGAGACUGGCACUUGCCAUGUGCAAAGGCGAUGCAAACAGUUCACACGCACACAGGGCACAGCUGUAGGUUCCCACUUUGGGAAGAGCGCUCGCCCCGCUUGCCUACCUCAUGGAGUUAGUUGGCUCUGGGGCGUGCAGCGAGACGGUGUCCUGUACGCUGUGAGAUUUGAGGGGGGUGUUGGGCAUGGGGUGGUGGGGAAGUGAAGCUACUGCCCGUGUCAGUGCUCGAGAGGUGGGCUUGUGCCACACAGCGGUUCGGUGCCUCACCCGUGUUCCGUGGACUGCGGCGAAUUUCCCUGAGUGCUCUCUGUUGGGUCAGCCUCAAGCUUCGUAGGGCACAGUUAGCGUUGAUGCCCACGGAUUGGGAGGACAGAUGCCUGGCACUGCAUCUCUCUCACCGUAACAUUGGAGACUCUUUCUCCCCCCCCCCCCCCCCCCCAGAACCUGACCCACCAGCUCCAUCAUUGAGUGCCGCACAGUGAAUCCUGACCCUUGCCUUGCCAGCGCCUUCCUGGAGUGGGCAAAACGACAAGCCCUGAAGACAUACCGCACAGCGUUGGCCCGUGGAGCCCAGACUCGAUUGCUAGAUGAGGACAGUACGGCAGGGGGCUGGAAGGGAAUUCGAGAGGCAUUUUAUCCACCACGCUGCACUGGGGCACGGAGUGCAAUUUGGCUGUUGUAAAGUAAAGAAGAAAUCUCACGCUCUGUGUCUCUUUACAGGGAUUCUUCCCGAGCACAUACCCACUUGGGUUUCAACACUGUAAUGCUGCGUCAUUGCAAUGUCAUGUUGACUGUACAUUUCCCGUCUUGUUAAAUUAAAGAAUAUUUACAGGACAGC
Molecule: messenger RNA, 2963 nt
Organism: Stegostoma tigrinum
Lineage: Eukaryota; Metazoa; Chordata; Chondrichthyes; Orectolobiformes; Stegostomatidae
Product: BTB/POZ domain-containing protein KCTD9
Exons: 11
Coding region: 505-1500 (331 amino acids)
Biological process (GO): intracellular signal transduction; protein homooligomerization
Molecular function (GO): protein binding
Source: RefSeq, a predicted model, not a curated record